GAGGGUCCUGGCCUUUUUCUGUUUUUUGGUUUGUUGGUUCCUGUUCCUCAGACGCAGCAUUACGAGCGGCUCCACGUUUGCAGCCAUGUCUAAGACCAGUAACGAUGACUUGUUCCUGUCUUCAUCUGAUGACGAGCUGUUGGACAGACUGCUGUCAGUGGAGGGAUCUGAUGGCGAUGGUGGUGGUGUAGGCACAGCCUCCUUGGCGGAGGCCCUGCUGCCUGUGGCAGAGCCUUCACCCCACCUCAUCCCCUGGGUCUGCUCAACCCGCUACAAGACAGAACUCUGCACCGCCUACUCGGACAGCGGUUUCUGCAAGUAUGCAGCGCGCUGCCAGUUUGCCCACGGCCUCCACGAACUCCACGUUCCCUCCCACCACCCAAAGUACAAGACGGAGUUGUGCCGCAGCUUCCACACAACUGGCUACUGCUACUAUGGCAGCCGUUGCCUGUUUGUCCACAGCCCCACAGAGCAGCGUCCCACCCUCCGUCGCCGCAGGAAUGUCCCGUGUCGCACCUUCCGUGCCUUUGGGAUCUGUCCCUUUGGCACCCGCUGCAACUUCCUGCAUGUGGAGGGUGGAGAUGUAAGUGGCCAGCAGGAUUUGUCCAAUGUUGAUGGAAAAACCUUGCUUUCGCCCAAACCCCAAUGCCAUCAAAAGAACAAGGGGGGGAAGUCUCGGGGGGCUCUGUGCCGUACCUUCAGCACCUUCGGUUUCUGCCUGUAUGGAACCCGCUGUCACUUCCAGCACGGCCUCGCUAACAGGAUGAAAGCCUCCAGCCAAGGGUUGCUGUCCCCUCAGCCAUCCCCAUGCAGCUCACCUUUCCCCUCCAUCUCAAACUCUUCUACCUCCUCUUCUCCUCCAGCAGCCUCCCCCUUCUCCACCUCGGAAGAACCGGCGCACAAUGCUUUCACCUUCUCCAGCCAGCACUUAAGUGACCUCCUGCUGCCACUGGCCCUCCACCUGCAGAAGCUGGAGAGCACCAAGGCCCAGGAGAUCUGGGCCAACAGGGCACUCUAAUCUCAAACCAAAAUCAGCACUGAACACUACAGUUCAGUUGUGCAGGCUUUAUUUUAUUUUUAUUUUUUUCUUGUUUUUAAAACUACCCCAGGGCACUUUUUUGUAUAUAUGUUCUAGUUGAAAUGAGCUUGUUUCAGAUGGCCCAAGCAGGCCUUGACAAACAUGACUGUUCAGUCGUGGCUCAGUCUGGAGUAGCUCUGCAGAGACUCCUACAGGUGCAGCUAUAAAUGUAAUAUUUUUUUAAAACUGUACAUA
Messenger RNA from Archocentrus centrarchus (flier cichlid), 1273 nucleotides. RefSeq names its product cysteine three histidine 1 (gene cth1). Gene Ontology annotation, molecular function: mRNA binding; metal ion binding. Bases 86 to 1018 code for a protein of 310 amino acids. NCBI's taxonomy places the organism in Eukaryota, Metazoa, Chordata, Actinopteri, Cichliformes, Cichlidae. The record is from RefSeq and is a predicted model, not a curated record. The transcript is spliced from 2 exons.